AUGAGCGAAGUAGCAAAUGGUAGCAAACCUCGCAAGGUCCUCAGAGUGGGAAUCAUCGGUUUGGGAGAGCUCGCUCAGGUAUCCCACAUUCUUGUGCUGAAUAGUCUGUCCAACCACUUCGAGAUCACCUAUAUCUGUGAUGUCUCCCAGCAAGCCAUUGACCUCUGCGCCAAGAAGGUUGCUGGCGGUUUACCCAAGACGACGUUGAGUCCCGAAGAGCUGAUUGCCGCUCCUGAAACGGACGUCGUCGUCAUCUGCAACGUCAACGCAUUCCAUCCCGCACAAGCGAUCCUGGCUCUUCAGCACAACAAGUACGUGUUUGUGGAGAAGCCGCUCGCAUUGAACUACCGCGAUCUCGAUGCCAUCAUCGCCGCGGAGCAAACCUCAGAGGGGAGAGUCUUUGUGGGAUACCAGAGGCGAUAUGCCGCAUCUUUCCUCGACGCUGUAAAGGAGGUGCAAGGGAUCAAGAAAAUUGACUACAUCCGGGUCAGGGAUAUCAUUGGGCAAAACAGGUCUUUCGUAGACCAGUCUGGCACAUUCCCCGAGAAAUACACCGACUAUCCAAAACAAGCUACCGCAGAGAUGCGGUCAAUCGAGGAAGAGAUGGUCAAAACAGCUCUAGUUGGCGAAUUUGGAGUUGAAGCAACGCCUGAGUCAAUGACAAUAUUCAGGUUGUUCACAGGACUUGGUGUUCAUGAUUUCUCAGCUCUGCGCGAGAUGAUAGGCCUGCCCUCACGUGUCGUGGGCGCCUCUCUCGGUUUGCCAAUUUGGAAUGUGCUUUUCCAGUACGAAGGCUUUCCUGUCAUGUACGAGUCGGGCAUCAUCGACGUGCCCAGGUUCGACGCUCACCUCGAGGUUUACUCGCGAGAAAAGAUUGUGCGCAUCGACUACGAUACACCGUACGUCAAGGGACUCCCUGUUACCAUGACAAUCAGGGAGAGAAUCGAGAGUGCCCAAGGCGAUGGUUACCAGGAGAGAAUGGUGAGGAAGACCUACGAGGAUCCUUUUACGCUGGAGUUCUUGGACUUUUAUUCAUGCGCCACAAAGAAGACGAGCCCGAAAACUUCGGCCGUGGAUGCUCGGGAAGAUUUAGACUUGAUAAAGAUGAUCAUGCAGAAUGCCUACUCUUAA
This is a messenger RNA of Colletotrichum orchidophilum, 1131 nucleotides long. RefSeq names its product oxidoreductase family protein. Gene Ontology annotation, biological process: NADPH regeneration. The coding region runs from base 1 to 1131 and encodes 376 amino acids. Gene Ontology annotation, cellular component: cytoplasm. NCBI's taxonomy places the organism in Eukaryota, Fungi, Ascomycota, Sordariomycetes, Glomerellales, Glomerellaceae. Gene Ontology annotation, molecular function: oxidoreductase activity; nucleotide binding. The transcript is spliced from 4 exons. The record is from RefSeq and is a predicted model, not a curated record.